This is a messenger RNA of Prinia subflava (tawny-flanked prinia), 3400 nucleotides long. It is a transcript of the gene VGLL1, whose product is annotated as vestigial like family member 1. Lineage: Eukaryota; Metazoa; Chordata; Aves; Passeriformes; Cisticolidae. The transcript is spliced from 7 exons. Gene Ontology annotation, cellular component: nucleus. Bases 1546 to 2271 code for a protein of 241 amino acids. Gene Ontology annotation, biological process: regulation of transcription by RNA polymerase II. The record is from RefSeq and is a predicted model, not a curated record.
UGAGAUUGUGAAGAUGUUUUUAAUAAGGAUUUUAAAGUAGAAUUUUAAUUUUUAUUCUCAAAGUGUUUUUUUUAAUUUUUUCAAAGCUUUGACACUUUGAAUGCUUCAAAAGCACUGGAAAUAAAUUGCUUAAUUGAAGAAGAAUAGGGAUUAUAAUCCCAUUUUACCCUGUAGUUCCUUUUAGGAGCUUUAAACUGAUACCAUCUUAACCUGAGGAGAGCUUUAAUUGUCAGCAUGAGAGGAAGAUCUCAAAUAAGGUCUUGAAAACCAUUAGCAGAGCAAAUUUCUGCCAUAUGAGGCAGUUUAGAAAAAAGAGUCAGAGCAGUGGAGAUGUUGAGGGCUCUUGCCCUUCUGGUGGAUUGGAAUCCGGUCUGUCUCACAAUGAAAAUGUGUUUACGCAAACAGUGUGUCAAUAAAACACUAAGCACCAUCACGGGGACUCUCCCAGCCUGGUAGUUAAGUUGUUCUGGGAAGGGCAGAGGGUGGAUUCAUACGUAUUUAGGCAGAGGGAAUUGGAUUGUGCUCUCCAGCUUUCUGAGUGAGUAAACAAACUCUUAAGCUACUCUAUAAAAAACAUAAUGUCACCAGUUUGGUUACUAGUUCCCCAGUGUGUUUUUUCCAGCUGAGACUGGCAAGUUUGACCCUGUUUUAGCAUUUCUGGAAUAGCUGCAAUUUUCUAAUUUUGAUAAACUUGACACAAAAAACCCCCAAACUCUUUCCUGCUACAGCCCUUACAGAACAGAAAUUAUUUUUUUUUCUCUCCUGUAGUUAUUGAAACAGAUCCAGCAAAGAAAAGUGAGAAAAUUGAUUAUCCAGUUUAUCUGGGUUGGAAACAGGUCAUCUGUUUCUCAUAGGUGCUUGUAGUUUCCAACUUAAUUGUGAACAUUCUGUAACAUGGCAGUAGGAAAAAUCCUUUAUCAUCCUGGCCAAUCCUUGGUUCUCUGCCACAACUUAUCACCUUACUCCAAACUUUUCCAAAAAGUCCACAGUGUCUUCUUUAUUGUGUACACACCGUCAUGAAAAAAAAAAAAAAAAGAAAAAAACCCACCAAACCAAACAAACCUAAACCUACUUACAAUCUUAUUUUCCUCAUUCCUGAAACCUCCUAACCUGGUGGACUCGUUGGAGUGCAUUUCAUGCAUUCUUAGCAGAUAGGCUGAAGGAAACGCCUCGUUCUGCGCAGCUGGAGGCUAGAAAGUGUGGGGAGUUGAUGAAGUGGCUUGUCUUCUGCUGCAGUCGCUGCAGUGCACUCCGAGCUGGCCGGGCCCGGGAGGGAUCCUGACCCACUGGACACAACAUGAGUGUCUCACAUCUGGAAAAUAUGACUGGUGUGACACUGCUGCUGACAGUGAGUUAAGUGUAGUUCCUGCCUUAAACCUGUAAAUUCUGGUUGACCCGCAGUGAGUUUCAACAGUCUUGCGCCAAAGUUUUAAGCAGAUGGCAGACUCACCACAUUCCUAGGUGAAGCAACUAAAUUACUCUUAAAAGUCUUUUUGUUUUGGAGAUCUGUGCUGACAGUGAUUAAGGAACUGUUGAUCAUUGAAAAUGGAUGAAACAAAGAAGCUUUCCCCAAAGUCAAGUAAAAGCAAAGAGCCUGUGAAAACAGAAUGGGGAUCCCAGAGUGUGGUGUUCACCUAUUUCCAAGGAGACAUUAACAGCAUGGUAGAUGAACAUUUUUCUAGAGCACUCAGCAAUGCCAAGAACCCCCAAGACCUGAGCACAAAGCACAGGGCUGAGACAGUUGUCCUGAAAAAUGAAGACAGCAUGUCUCCCCAUCAGUGGAAUUUCUCUUCACGUUGCUACAAACCAUACCCAUCAUCUUCGUCAGCAAGCAUGGCAAAUUCUGCUCUAAAUUUUUCUGCUGCUGGUGUGGUAGGCCAGUGCCCACCAUCGUCUCUGCGUAGUUGUCCAGCUCAACCUGCAGAUUUAUGGCCCUUCCCUCCAACUGGGACUCCCAGUGUCACCAGUUCAGUGUAUCCUCACACCCUCCCUGACCUGUAUGCAGCUGAUGAGCUGAUGUCUGACAGGAAAUACAGUUCUCUGCUUGGCCUUCUGCAACAGGAAAGGUGCUUAACAUCCAUGCAAGAAUGCACCAUGAAGCAACACUCAAGUUCUGCUUGUACGACUGGACCUGCGAGGUUACAAAAUCUGAGUCAAAGUUCAGCUCCUGGGGGAGAGAGGAAAGCAAGCUCUUACCAAGAAAAUCCCAGUGUAAGCCAUGCCACUGCAGGUAUUCAGAUUCAUGACAGAAGACGAGAUUUGUACUUCUAGCAACUGAAUGUUUCUACUUCGUUCUGAAAGAGAAUGUUAUUUCUGUGAACUUUUAUUAUUUGCAACUGUGAAUCAAGAAAUGAAUUGCAGCUACCCUGUGUUUUUUCUCUCAGCUGGAAGAAUACAUGUACUAUUUGCUGUUUGGGGGAUGACAAAAUAACCCUUUUCUAUGUAGUAAAUUAUUUCUAAUGUUUGUUGUAUUAACCUGGCAGUAUGUUUGUUGUGGCAAUAUAUUGUUUAUUUAAUGCUUUUCAUGUAGAUCUCUUGAAAAGACUCCUGCACUUUUUAAUCUUUCUGUGUUUAUUAAUUUAUCACCUCCUGAUAAGAAGCACAAUUCUUAUCAAUGCAGCUGAUAACCCGUAAGUGCAGGGAUGCAGUUAGCAUAAUCCAACGCUGCAGCUUCUUAGUUUGAUUUGAUAUCUCCAUGUGGUUUAAAAUAGUCCUAGGCCACUGGCAAGAGACUUCAACCACAGGCCAGCAAAGCACAUUAUUGUAUUUAUGUUUUAAAAGUGCAGCAAUUUGUGACCAUAGUUGCAGUUCCUGGGGAUACUCUUCAGAAGUUAUAUAAUAUACUUAUGCAUGAAGGUUCUCUUUUGCCCUCUUACUAGUGUAUAAUCAUCUUCUAGAAAGCCAUACAUUCACAGUAGCUCUGAGAGGAAGCCUAGAUUCUCAUUGGGUGUAAUUAAAAUACCGUUCAACAAAAGCUGCACGUAGCAGUGUUCUAUUUUCCCAGCCUCUCUGCAGGUGUAUAAGAUUGUUUUUCUAAAUAAGUUCUGUGGGGUUUUUCCAAUCUCUAUUGUUUGUACAUGUAUGGUAUAUUAAUAUGUGUACAAUAUAAUAAUAAUGUACAAUACAUGCAUUGUAUAUUAAUAUGAUAUAAUGGAGCAUGCUUAGCUUUUCCUGACAGCUCUACUCAGUUGCUGAAGGCAAUUUGACCUCGUGAUUUUAUAGAACAAAUCUUGAGAUGGUAUAAAUGUUUCUGGCUGUUGCACCAGACAUCUCUGCUGUCACUGCUCCAGUUAUAACACCUUGUGUUGUUUUAUAAAUAAUAUGAGUUUAGCAACAUUAGAUGUUUAUGAUACUAAUUUACAAACUGAGAUUUUAAAAAUAAAUCUUUUUUUAAUUCUAC